AGAUAAUACAGCCUGACCUUUAGCCGAGAGAGCUGCGAUAAAGAUUUGCACUCGGAAACACUUUGGGCGUAGCUUUAAAUGUGGGACAUUAGAAGAGUUCGGCUCUCAGUUAAGCGCGAUUGGCCUACGCGAACGUUCGCACCGUUAUUGUCUCCGAGAAGCUUCUCCUUACACUCGAAAUGCGUCCAAGCCUGGCACUUCUCCUCGUGGCUCUAGUAGCCUGCCUUCUCGUGCCGAAGGCCGAGGCGGGAAUCUUCCUCGAGAAGGUGGGUCAGACGGCCAAGGACGUGGGCGAGAAAGUUCACGAGGGCGCGAAGAGAAUCGAGACCGGAAUCAAGAAUAUCUUCGGCCCCGGCGGCAGCGAGGAAGACGUCAAAUCCUCGACUGCCGUCCCAGCCGUGCAGCCGGUGCCCGGAGCUGCUGACGAGACUCUGGGAACCACGACGCCCACGAACAGGAACAUCAUCAGAGGCGCCAAGAGAUGCUUGCCCACCGAAGUGCUGUCUUCCGAUGGUGGCUGCAGACCGCUCGAAUGAUGCGUAUGGAUGAUCACACCGCCAUCUCCACAGGGAAAACCCCGGAGCAUCGAAUCCAGAGAGCUGAUGAAAUAAAAUGUCGCUGAAAUGUAAAUAAGCACACAAGAGAUCGAAUUAAAAACUCGCAAACACGUA
This is a messenger RNA of Nasonia vitripennis (jewel wasp), 671 nucleotides long. RefSeq lists its product as uncharacterized. The coding region runs from base 180 to 536 and encodes 118 amino acids. The transcript is spliced from 3 exons. NCBI's taxonomy places the organism in Eukaryota, Metazoa, Arthropoda, Insecta, Hymenoptera, Pteromalidae. The record is from RefSeq and is a predicted model, not a curated record.